Oryza brachyantha (malo sina) is the source of this 5503-nucleotide messenger RNA. RefSeq names its product putative 1-phosphatidylinositol-3-phosphate 5-kinase FAB1D. Gene Ontology annotation, cellular component: endosome membrane. The record is from RefSeq and is a predicted model, not a curated record. Gene Ontology annotation, biological process: phosphatidylinositol phosphate biosynthetic process. NCBI's taxonomy places the organism in Eukaryota, Viridiplantae, Streptophyta, Magnoliopsida, Poales, Poaceae. The transcript has 12 exons. Bases 309 to 5084 code for a protein of 1591 amino acids. Gene Ontology annotation, molecular function: 1-phosphatidylinositol-3-phosphate 5-kinase activity; ATP binding.
AGGAGGCGGAGAUCGGCCACGAUUUGGCGAAUUGGACUCACCAAAUUCAACCAUAAGCUUACCACUUCCCUUUGCUUUCUCCACCACGCCAAAACUCUCCUCCAUUCUCUUCUUCUCCUUCCCCUUCUCCAGCAAUUGCCGGCCGCCGCGGCUACUCUACUGCCCAGUUCUUGUGCAGCCAAAGCGGCCCGGAGAAGAUCUGACCUUGAUUGCCACAGGUAGUCGAUUCGGAGCGGUGAUCGCCGGCGCCGGAGCUCGGAGGGGCAGCGUGUAUGUGACGUCUGCCCUGCCCUUGCAGAUUGCAGGCCAUGUCAUGUGCCCGCCACGACAUGGAUCCACCAACAAGGGACGCUUUGUCUGAGGCUACAGAUGGUAAUCACAGUGAUCACAACGUGUCCGAUGCAGAGCAUUCUGGAUAUAAUGGGAUCGGGGAUGCCAAAAAGCGUAGAAGCAGCAGCAAUCUGUCCACAGAUGACAAUUACUCUAGUGCUUCGCCGAGCAAACAUGAAGAUAUGAGUCGUGAUGCCCUUUCUAUUGAUGAUCACUCGGUUAAGUCUGGUGAUGAUUCCGAUGGGGCUGAGAGUACCAAUGGCAAAAAUGGGACUAUGGACUCAUCAUGUGUUGAGAAUGAUAGCAUCUGGAUACCACCUGAAGCUGCAGACAAGGACGACGAAGCUGAAAGCGUUUCCACAAACAUAGCUUAUGAUGACGACGACGAUGAUUAUGGUGAUGGAAUCAAGUGGGGCCAGUCAAGUUUCCCAGCAACUAAUGAGGAGGAGGAGGCCAGCACCAAUCCUAGGGACGAGCGAGAAAACGCGAUGCUAGAUGCCAUGAAUGGGCAGCUAAAGAUACUUGUGAGUCGGUUUCUGGCAUCUGCUGGUAUCUCCUUUUCCAAAGGAGAGAGUGGUGAGAGUUGGCUUGAUAUCCUUACCUCCCUGUCGUGGGAAGCUGCACUACUGAUCAAACCAGAUGCUAGCGAGGGAAAGGAAAUGGACCCUGGAUCUUACAUCAAGGUCAAAUGUAUAGCAUCUGGUACACGUCGGCAAAGCGAGGUGAUCAAAGGGUUAGUCUUCAAGAAGAACGCUGCUCACAAGCACAUGCCGACCAGUUGCCACAAUCCUAGGCUGCUGCUUCUCAAAGGUGUCCUUGGGCAUUCUGAUGUUGGUUUGUCAUCGUUUAAUUCAAUGGAUCAGGAAAAAGACCAUUUGGAGAGGGCUAUUAGUAAAAUGAUGGAAAUAUGUAGUCCUAAUGUUAUUCUGGUUGAGAAAACUGUUUCACGGGAUAUACAAGAACUUCUUCUGAAAGAAGGUGUUACUCUAAUUCUCGAUAUGAAGCUCAACCGGUUGAAAAGAAUUGCACGCUGUACAGGUUCUCCCAUAAUCUCAUUCUCAGAAGUCUUGGAUAGACCAAAGCUGAAACGGUGUGACUCCUUCCACAUAGAAAAGUUCAUUGAGGAUCAUAACAAUGUCAGUGAUGGUGGAAAAAGGCUAUCAAAAACAUUAAUGUUCUUGGAAGGCUUCCCCAGACCUUUGGGUUGCACGAUAUUGCUACGAGGUGCAAAUAGUGAAGAACUGAAGAAAAUCAAGCAAGUCAUGCACUACACAGUAUUUGCAGCUUACCAUUUGAUUCUUGAAACAUCAUUCUUUGAAGAUCAGAGGAUAUUUUUGAAUGAUCAAAAUGCUUCAAGAGAGAACUCUGUUACUGCCAUGGCAGGGCCCUCAGCAAAUGGUUACGACCCAUCUGUUCUUGGUGCCUCUGACUUUCCUUCACGCGAUGACUCUCCAGCACUUAGAAUGUACAGCACUACUUCUAAUGGCUAUGUUGAUGCGAGGAAAUCUCUCAUUUCUUCAACAAAGGUAGACUCAAUGACAAACAGCUCCUCAAACGAAUUUGGAGAAUCUGCAAGUAUCCGACAUGACUCAAAGCCACCACUUCAUUCUGAAAGGUCUCAACCAUCAGUCUCAGGAUCGUUAAGUAAAUAUGUUGGCAGGUUAUGUCAUCAGAAUAUUUAUUUACCUGUCACAUCCUUGCAAGAAACAUCUGGUAAUCAGAUAGAAGGCGAGGUUGAAUCUGGUAAAGAAAUUGUUGAUAAUGGUUUUCAUGUUGGGUCAAAGGUGGAAGAACUUGCAGUUUCUAGUGAAAAUGUGGAUCUCUCACAAGAUCACCAAAGACAAGAAAUAAUUGAAGAUGUAAUGCCAACAAGUUCUUCUACACAAGACAAACCUGAAGGAUCACCUGUUAGGGUAGAAGAUAGGGAACACCAAAACACCACUGUUAUCAUUAGCAAAGAGAAAACUGCUAAUGAAGAUCAAGCUGAUGAUGCACUUGAUUCUCACAGCAUAUUGAUUUUGAUGUCCAGUCAAUGCAUCACAAAGCAGAGUAUUUGUGAGCAGAGCCAUCUUUCCCGUAUAAAAUAUUAUGGGAAUUUUGAUGUGUCCUUAGGGCGUUAUUUGCAAGACAUUUUGCAGAAUCAGAAACUGAGCUGCUCUUCAUGUGGAGAGCCUCCAGAGUCUCACCUGUACUCUUACACUCAUCGGAAUGGGAAUUUGACAGUUCUAGUCAAGUAUAUGGCGCCUCAACUUCAGUUACCUGGUGGAUCCGAAGGGAAAAUUUGGAUGUGGACCAGAUGCUUAAGAUGUGAGAAUGAACACGGGGUGUCCAAAUCGACUCCAAGAGUUCUCAUAUCAUCUGAAGCACGCAAUCUCUCAUUUGGAAAAUUCCUGGAACUCAGUUUUUCAAGCCAUUCUGCAGCAAGAAGACUUUCAAUAUGUGGACAUUUGGUGAACAGGGACUGCUUACGCUUUUUUGGGCUGGGCUCAAAAGUUGCAAUGUUCCGGUACUCAUCAGUUGAAAUUUAUACAACCUGCAAACCACAAACUGCCCUCCAGUUUGACAAUCCCUGCAGGCAGGAUUGGUUUAAAGAAGAGAGGAGAUAUGUUCUUGCUAGAGGUAUAAGGCUUUUCUCUGAUGUAGCGCUCAUGCUACAACACUUAAAGGAUCGGCUCUUUGAUGUGACAACAACUGAUUGCAUUGGCUCUCCCCCUGUUAAAGAUUUUUCUGAACUUGAAGAGUUGUUGAUCAAAGAAAAGGCCUAUUUUGAGGAUUCUCUAGAGAAGACAAUUGAUCAAAAUGGGAGACUGUCUGAAUCUGUGCGUGAACUUCUUGAUAUCAAUUGGUCCUACCAGGAUCUUCUACUUGAACUUUAUGUGUGGGACCAUCGACUGGAUCAACUUUUUAAGUGUGCUUCAGCUGGACAAGGGCGUGCUGCUAAUUGCAAGGAUCCUGUUGAUACUGCUGCCAAGAAUACUGGGGUAAAUCAGGAGGCCGAAAAGAAAGCUGGCGAAUUGAUAUGUGAUAGAACUACACCAGUUUUGGGUGCAAUUGGUUUGACUGAGUGUCCAAGUAACUACUGUGACCAUCAAUCAGUUGAUAUUGCAGCACCCAUGCUUGCUGAAAAUCAGGAGGCUGACUGUGCUCAACUUACUUGCACUGGAGAUAUAGAGGUUGAGGUUUCCUCCAUUGCUCCUUGUCAACUAGAGGUAGAUAGCACAUCACAAACCAAAAAAAUUCCUUCAUUUGAAAUUUCAGAUGUCCAGGGUGAUGGGGUAGUCACAUGCCCAAUUUCUAAGGAGCAGGAGCUUUCAAACAGUCCCAAUCAUUUCAGAAAUUCCGGGGAAGGGUGGUUUUGGAAUCCUUUUCAUGAAUGCCAGCUGGAUUACAGAAAUGACAUACAAAAUGGAUUUUUGGAGAAAUUUGAACUUGUCAACCAUUAUUCUCCAUCUCAUAUCUCUUGCUUGUUUGAGCAACAUGAAGACAUGAGCUCUCCACAGUUCACUGUUGGUCCAGGAGGUAAUAUUUUAUCUGUACUGGAGGAUGAGAUAUCUAGUAUAAUAGCCCGUGCUCUUGUUAUAUCCGAGGAACGCCAUGAGACAGAGGAUUCCAGGGGAGAGCAUGCUAAAGCAAUGGAAAAAUCAUAUAGCUUUCUGUCUGAAAGUUCUCUUAACUCAUCAGCAUGGUCAUCCAUCGGAUCUUCAGAUUCUGAUGCAAGUUUUUUAUCUUUUGGUUCAUCAGUUUCAUCGGAUGACCUAUCUGGUUAUGAUAACUUGCCUUUGUUCUCUUCAGUACAUCCAGAGAUCAUUGUAAAUGGGAAAGUAGCUCUCAGAGGCAAAUAUUCAGUUACUAGCAUAUAUGCUAAACAAUUCCAUGAUCUUCGAAAGAAGUGCUGCCCAUCUGAGCUUGCAUAUAUUACUUCCUUAAGUCGCUGCAAGAAGUGGAAUGCUCAGGGUGGAAAAAGUAAAGCUUUCUUUGCAAAGACAGUGGAUGAUAGGUUCAUCAUAAAGCAAAUAAAGAAGACAGAGUUUGAGUCCUUCAUAAAAUUUGCCCCUGAUUACUUCAAGCAUGUUUACCAUUCUCUGGAUACUGGAAGCCAAACUUGCCUUGCCAAAAUAUUGGGAAUCUAUCAGGUUAAGCAAACAAGGCAUGGAAAAGAGGUAAAGAUUGAUCUGAUGGUGAUGGAAAAUCUUCUAUUUGGGCACAAUAUUUCACGGAUUUAUGAUCUUAAAGGUGCUAUUUUUUCACGACACGUCGCACACUCCAAUGACCGUGACACUGUUUACUUGGAUCAAAACUACGUUGAGGACAUGCGUGUUUCUCCAAUUUAUAUUGGUGGACGAACAAAGCAUCUUUUGCAACGUGCAAUCUGGAAUGACACAUCUUUUCUAACUUCAGUUAACGUUAUGGACUAUUCCCUGCUUGUGGGAGUGGACAAACAAAAGAACGAGCUUGUUUUUGGUAUCAUCGAUUAUCUGAGGCAGUACACUUGGGACAAGCAGCUGGAAACAUGGGUGAAGACUUCUCUGGUAGUACCAAAAAAUGUUUCGCCAACUGUAGUCUCUCCCAAGGAGUACAAGAAAAGGUUUCGGAAGUUCAUGGCCAAGUACUUCCUCACAGUUCCAGAUACUUGGGGUCCUGAAAAUUCUUCAGGACCAAGCAAAUCAUUUGGCCAUAACAAUAACAUGUUGGUAGAAGUCCAUAGUGAUGACAAUCUGUUUCAGCAUCCAACUGAGACUGAGGCAGUUGAAUAACUCUGUAUAUGACUUCUCUGACAGUUUUGUUGGAUCCUAUCCAGUUGUUAUUUGGAAAUUAAUUUUGUUUUGUAAAAUGGUGUACAUAGGAGGGCCUCACCAUUGAUCUCCCCCAGAAGUUUGCAGUUUUUAGGCAAGUCGCUAGGGGCAAGUGAGGCCUACAGUACAUGUAUCUAUACCAAUAUUCAUUGUUAAUUUCACAAUUAUUAUAGUGAAAUUACAAAAUUGAUGAUUAUUUUAGACCUGCGAAGGGGAAGCACUUUACAUGAACUAGUUUGUAACUUCUGACAUUACUAACUUCAUAGAUACACAUGUUUAUAUAUAUCAAAGUUUCUGGGUUGUAUUUGUAAUUUUAUAUUUUUUUUCCGUCUGUAUACCUCUUCAGUUACUGGCAUGAAAAACAUAAGAAUCCGAUUGAA